AUGCCUCUGGCCCAUCCCGACAUGGAGAGGCUUCGUGCUGAUCUUAUACAACGAUCACGCAUGGAGCGAGGUGGAAGUUCGAAUGAAGGCGUUGCCAAUGCCAACGCCAAUGUCGAUAUCGAAGCUGGACGGCGUCAGCCCAGUACCUCAGAGUCUCGCCCGAUGAUUGCGCCUCUUUCACGGCUGUUAAGUCGCAGAGAACCUGCUUCCAUGACUGGACAACCUCAUCUCGCCGAAAUCGAGAGCGUCAAGUCCCAAGACUCUAAUUCGAAUCGACCGAAUGUCGGUCGACGUUUCGCGAUACCAAAUUUCCUGCGAAGAUGGGGCCGUGACAGCAGCCCGUCGCAACCUGAUGAUAUUCGCAAUAUAACUGCCUCUCCAGCACCGUUAUUACCUGUCGCCGAGCCUUUAUCGCCAACAAGACCAGAGCCGGUCGCAACUCCUUCAGAAUCGCAACAAACUCGAGGUCAACGACGUCGACAAAACACUUCCGUUGAUCCUUUGGAGGCGCAUCUCUCCGAAAUUCUAGAUCUCUGCCUCUCGAUGACCAACAAAGUCAACACGCGUGAGAUGAACAUCAUGCUCAUUCUCGUUAUCCUCUUUGCAGCUGCUUUCUUCUUCCACGGACUGAUAAGGCUCUGCCUACUAAUAAUAAAAGGCAACCGUGAGGCUGCUUUGCGGGCAAGUCGACCUCCUCGAUACCGAGGCCCGCGAUAUGCAGUACCUCCAGUCCCAAUUCCAGUAGUCCUCGCGCGGGAUGAAGAGGCCAUUGACGGAGACAGCGAAGUAACAAAAACGCUGCCUCCUGCUUAUGGCCGCUGGCGUGAGACAGUUCGUGUUGAUCCAGAUCGUCUGUUCUGGCAGCGCAACGAGAAUGUGGAUCUUUCUGAAAUAAGGCCUAGUACACGGUCUGGCCCUCGCCCACCUUCAUAUGUAUCUGAAGAUGGCAUCUCGUAUGUAGUUGAGGCACAACCGCGAUCUACGGCACCGAGCACCGAAGUUCCUCUUCCUACUCACCCAUCAGAGUUGGGUAGAGUGACUCGGGUAACGACUGAGUAG
Fusarium coffeatum is the source of this 1059-nucleotide messenger RNA. RefSeq lists its product as uncharacterized. The transcript has 3 exons. NCBI's taxonomy places the organism in Eukaryota, Fungi, Ascomycota, Sordariomycetes, Hypocreales, Nectriaceae. The record is from RefSeq and is a predicted model, not a curated record. The coding region runs from base 1 to 1059 and encodes 352 amino acids.